Molecule: messenger RNA, 1153 nt
Organism: Fragaria vesca subsp. vesca
Lineage: Eukaryota; Viridiplantae; Streptophyta; Magnoliopsida; Rosales; Rosaceae
Product: auxin-induced protein 5NG4-like
Exons: 7
Coding region: 41-1153 (370 amino acids)
Cellular component (GO): plasma membrane
Molecular function (GO): transmembrane transporter activity
Source: RefSeq, a predicted model, not a curated record
CAAGAGUUGAAAUAGAAGGAAGAAAAGGAGCUAGGAAGCUAUGGCACAAGAGGCAAGUUCACAGGUGGGAGUGUUCAGGAAGUUCAAACCUCACAUCCUCAUGGUUUUAGCUCAAAUGGGCUACACAUUUCUAUAUUUUAUCACAGAAGCUUCCUUCAACCAUGGAAUGAACCCUCAUGUCUACAUUACUUAUCGGCAUAUUGUUUCUGGUGUAGUGAUGCUCCCUUUUGCCUAUUUUCUUGAAAGAAAAGAAAGGCCAAAGCUCACAGUUGCCCUUUUCUUGGAACUUUUUGUUCUUUCUCUUCUAGGGGUAGGUUUGACUCUAAACAUGUACUUUGCAAGCUUAAGAUACACCUCUCCAACCUUCCUAGCAUCAAUGGUCAACACAAUAGCUUCUGUCACUUUUGUAAUUGCCGUUGCUCUCAGGUUGGAGGCUCUUAAUCUUCGAAAUCCUCGUGGGUUGGCAAAAGUUUUGGGCACCCUAGUCUCUUUAGCCGGAGUAAUGACCAUGACUUUGUACAAAGGACCUACUGUGAGAAAUCUAUGGAGUCCACUAAUCCAUAUUGAAGGAAAAUCCUCCAUCCAUGAGAACUGGUUGAAGGGUUCAAUUCUCACUGUUUGUAGCUGCAUAACUUGGUCUAUUUGGUACAUUAUGCAGGCAAUCACAUUGAAAAGAUAUCCUGCACAGCUGUCACUGACUACAUGGAUGAGCUUCAUAGGGGCAGCACAAUCAGCUGUAUUCACUGUGUGUAUUGAAUAUAAACGAGCUGCUUGGACCGUUGGAUUCAACAUUGACCUCUGGUCCAUUCUGUAUGCUGGAGUGGUGUGCUCUGGUCUAAUUAUCUUCAUUCAACUAUGGUGCACAGAAGAAAAAGGACCGGUCUUCGUGACCAUGUUCAAUCCUGUUUCAACAAUCUUAGUGGCAAUUCUAGCCUACUUUGUGCUUGGUGAAAGACUUUACAUCGGCAGCAUUUUAGGGGCAGCUAUUGUCAUUGUUGGCCUAUACUUGCUGUUGUGGGGCAAAGAAGGCGAUGAAGUUUACAUCAUUAAGUCUGAAGACUCUCCAUCGUAUCAGACAUACGAAGAAGAGAAAGAUGACAGAAUACGAACAAUUACUUCAGUCAAGAAGGAUGCUUUACAUGGUGAACCAUGA